Messenger RNA from Daktulosphaira vitifoliae (grape phylloxera), 3485 nucleotides. Its product is annotated as zinc finger protein 883-like. Bases 437 to 2329 code for a protein of 630 amino acids. Lineage: Eukaryota; Metazoa; Arthropoda; Insecta; Hemiptera; Phylloxeridae. Gene Ontology annotation, biological process: regulation of transcription by RNA polymerase II. Gene Ontology annotation, molecular function: RNA polymerase II cis-regulatory region sequence-specific DNA binding; DNA-binding transcription factor activity, RNA polymerase II-specific. The transcript has 6 exons. The record is from RefSeq and is a predicted model, not a curated record.
CCGCCCCUGCUCUCUACUCCCCUAGCGUGGCGGCGUUUGUCAUACACAACGUCCACCAGCCAGUCGCACACGCACUGUCGUCUUCCCUUAAUGUUCAUCUCGAUUGGAACAACGACGAGGAACCGGUGUCUCGCCAGCUUAUUAAUAAGUUCGAAUUCCAAAUGAAAUAAUUAAAAAUUUGAUCAAAAAUCAUAUAAAAUUGAAUUUGUAUUCCCUAUUAUUCUCAAAAGUUUCAUUACGCAUUUGUGGUGGCGGUAAAGUGACGUAACUUUAGUACAAAAUGUGUUUGAGCUACAAUAAAUUAAAAUUAAAAUUUUUUUUUACAAAAAUGUGUGUUUAAUCGUUCUUUUCGGGUCAUGAGGGCGGUCUAUGACCGUGGUACAGACAGACGCACAACAAAAUAUUGGUAAAUUGGUGAAGUAAUGAAGGGAAUAGUAUGGCAAUAAAUUUCUCAGCAUCUUUUGCAGCAUGUCUUGCGGCAGGUCUCAAAGUUCCACGCAAUUUUAUGUACUGUAUUGCCCAAGAGAACGGUGCUCCCUACGUUUUAUACAAUAAAGAUGGACACCAUCAACCAGGGCUAAAUGGAAGUACUAGCCAAUGGGGUCCAGGAUCUUCUCAAAAUGGGUAUCCGACUCUUGUAUCAUCUCAACAUGAAUCUAUUGAGCAAUCUAAUGAACAGGCAUCUCAAUCAACUAUUUCAUCACCUCUGCCAUCACCAUAUCCAACAGCCAACCAUUCAAUUCAAGGUUCUGGGACUGGAGGUGAUGAAGAGACACCUCAUGAAGAUAGUCCUUUAGAAACUAAUCGUUCUCAAUCAGGACAAUAUGGUUCAGGGGAUUCUUCAAGUUAUUAUUCUAGUGUAAGAGGUGGACCUCCUCACAUGCUUAGCCCGUCAAGUUUUAUGUCUUAUUUAAAACAACCUGGAGUAAUGUUGACUCCACUAAAUCCAGCUGAAGCAUCUGGUGACUUUCCUAAUAUGCCUGAUUUAUUGCAUCAACAACAAGAAAUGUCAGGAAAAAAAUGUUCAGAUAUGAGAAUGUUUAAAUGUCUUUCAUGUGGUAAAGAUUUUAAACAAAAAGCCACUCUUAUGCAACACGAACGUAUACAUACUGACUCUAGACCAUUUGUAUGUAGUGAUUGUGGGAAACGUUUUCGCCAGCAAUCUCACCUUACACAACAUGUGCGAAUACAUGCUAAUGAAAAACCAUUUGUAUGUAUCUACUGUGGCCGUACUUUUCGUCAACGAGCAAUUCUUAAUCAACAUUUACGCAUCCAUUCGGGUGAGAAACCGUACGGGUGUGGAGAUUGUGGCAAGGCAUUCCGUCAGAAAGCCAUCCUAAACCAGCAUGUCCGCACUCACCAAGACAUAGGUCCUCAUUUAGUUUAUAAAAAUGGUCAAUUAUGGCCACAAGAUGUACCAUUGCCUCAAUCUAAAAAUAUACAGUAUGAUUCAAAUGAUUCAUGUUAUUCUCCUGAAAAUGCACCUCAGUUCCCUGCUUAUUUCAAAGAUGCUAAAGGAGUUAUACAUGAAAUUUUUGGCCAAUCAGGUAAAAGUUUGCCAGAUGUAAUUCAACAUGGACGUAGUGCUGGAAUGCCUUUAUAUGUUCGCUGUCCAAUAUGUAACAAAGAGUUUAAACAAAAGUCUACUUUAUUACAGCAUGGUUGUAUUCAUAUAGAAUCCCGUCCUUAUCCUUGUGUUGAAUGUGGUAAAAGAUUUAGACAACAGUCUCAUCUCACUCAACAUUUACGUAUACAUACUAAUGAAAAACCAUUUACUUGUAUUUAUUGUGGAAGGAACUUUCGCCAACGUACAAUUCUAAACCAACAUUUGCGAAUACAUACUGGUGAAAAACCUUACAAGUGCUUACAAUGUGGUAAAGAUUUCAGGCAAAAAGCAAUUCUUGAUCAACAUACUAGAACUCAUCAAGGAGAACGACCAUUUUGUUGCCCAAUGCCUAAUUGCCGUAGACGUUUUGGUUCCGAACAAGAAGUUAAACGUCAUAUGGAUAGUCAUGUGAAUCCUCAUACUAAUAAAAGGAGAUCAGAUAUUAUAAAACCAGGCCGAUCUCCACAUCUGAACACAAUACUAAAUCAGCCAUCAGGAAUAGUCAAACCAGAAAUUUACUUUCCUCAAUGUUAUGCAUUGCAAUCGCCAUUUGCCAAUCAUCAUCAACAGAGUUUUGCAUCAUCUUCGCCAGUUAAUCAAAUUCCUCCCCCUCUACCAACUGAGUUUAAAGGUUCAACUUCUGUGGUAAAUACUGUUGAUUUCAGUGUUAAGUCUUCUACUACAAAUGUUUCAACUGCAGCACCCAUAGCAGUAGUGCAUUGAAUAUUAUAUUGUGAUAUUAAAAAUUGUUUGAAUUUAUAGCAAAAAAAAAAAGUUAUUUUUAUGUUUUAAAGUGCAGUUCAAUCCCAUAGAAUAUUAAGGUUAUAUAAUGUCUUAACUGACGGAUAAAUGUUACCAAAUACCAAGUUUAUUCUCUUACAAUUAUUAUAAUGGUAAAAUCUUGUUACCAAUAAAUUAAAUCAAUUAUGUUAUGUUAUAAUAAAAUGUAUAUAUUAUCACAAUAUAAUUCAAUUAAUCAUAAUGCAUUUUAUGCAUUACUUAUAAGUUUCUUAUAUUAUUUUUUGUUCCAAAAUUUUAUUUUCUUGUUAUUUACUGUAUUUUUUUUUUUUUUUAAAUAAUAUAUUAAAUAAUAGUUAACUAUAUGCAUCUUUAAAUUAACUUCAAAUUAAAUAAAUUAGUUCAUUAUUUAGAUUAAAAGUUAUACUACACUAUAAUUUAUCAUAAAUAAUUAAAAUUGGUUUACCUUCUUUUUACUCACACAAUGUCAUUCAUAUCAACUAGUAUAUAAUAUUAUUUAUUAUUUAAUACAAAAAUCUAGAUACUUAAAAAAUCAGUGAUGUUUAGCUAUAAUUUUUUAUUUACUGUUAAAUCAAAUUAUAAAAUUUUAAUUCUUAAAAUAUUUUCAAUACAGCAAUUGUGCUAUUUAAAAUAAUGAUCAAUUUAACUUUUUUUAUUUAUAUCUAAACAUAAAUAUUGAGCUCUAUACUGAAAAUGUACAUUUCUCACUAUAUCAUUAUUUUUAUUAUUCCCGAGUAAUUUUUAUAUUUUAUGUAUUGUAAAAAAUACUAUAAUAUGUAUGUUAUAAAAAUAUUAUUCUCAAUGAAUGCAUUGUAUAGUUAUAAGAACUAAAAUUAUUUAUUUUGUAUAUAAUUUAUGCUUCUGAAUAUACAGGAAGAAGCAAUCAUUAUAAGUCAAAACAUACAAAAUAGUUGAAUAGUGGAAACCUAUAGUUAUUUAUCUCUCUAAGAUGUAAUUCAAACAUAAAAAAAAUUUAUUUAUUUUUUUACCUAUCAAUUUUGUUAGCAAUAUAAAACUUUGUAUUAGUAUUAUGAACUAAAAAUUAAAAAUACUUAAUAAAAUAACUGUACUAUAAUCGUGUAAAAGAAACAAAUACUAUUAAAAACAAUGAUUUAUAUUA